This is a messenger RNA of Caenorhabditis elegans, 234 nucleotides long. RefSeq lists its product as uncharacterized. The record is from RefSeq and is marked reviewed. The transcript has a single exon. Lineage: Eukaryota; Metazoa; Nematoda; Chromadorea; Rhabditida; Rhabditidae. Bases 1 to 234 code for a protein of 77 amino acids.
AUGACUUGGUCAGUCAGUCAGUCAGCCACCACCACCACCACCACAACCCGUUUCGCUUCUGCUGCUAGUGCCGCUGCAAAAGGGCUUCUUCUUCUUCUUCGUCUUUUCCUUAUUCUUCGUAGAAUGCGAAGAUGUUCAAACAAACCGCUUCAUUCCAUUCUCGCCUCCGGCGACGACGACGACGUUGUUUUGUCGCCGUCUAUCGCAAUCCGCCACGGCGAUCAAUAUUCAUGA